Messenger RNA from Ectocarpus sp. CCAP 1310/34, 2077 nucleotides. NCBI's taxonomy places the organism in Eukaryota, Phaeophyceae, Ectocarpales, Ectocarpaceae. The record is from the annotation of a GenBank genome assembly.
AUGCCGCCAGCGAAGAGCUGCUGGAGUUGAUGAGGCAGUACUGGCACACGGACGAGGUGUCACGCCAGCAUGGCAACUCAGCUGAGCGCGACAUGUGGAAGGCGAGUAAGUCUCCUACAGCUCACCGCCACCCUCGGCGGCAGCUCACCGAGCCGGGCGGGGGCGACGCGGUGUACGCCAAGUUUCUCAACUGGGCGUCCUACAAGAGCUUUAAGGAGCGACAGAGCGACGACUUCACUCAUGACCCUGGCCGCACGCUCUUCCUCUCGACGCGGUGCAAGUGCCUGGUCCUCCCUGCUAUGGAGCAGUGCGCGUGCAAGAUCCACUCGCAGCAGGUGCUAUACAUCGAGGCCCUGGCCAAUGUCGACAUGACCAGCCACGGGGAAUGCCGGUGUCGAUGGUGUAACGCAGAUGGCGGCAGCAGGUGGCGGGAAACGUGGAAGCACUUGGGCACAUUCUCCGAUGCGAUUUCCUGCCCCAAGGUCGACUUGCAGGCAGUGAACCCGGAGGGUGACGGUUGGAUGGGGCGGAAACCGGAGUGCAACGCUUUGGACUGCGCGAAGUGUGGGUUCGGGGGGGCUGACGGCAUUCCCAUCUGCAGCAAGCUAGAGAACUCCGAGCAGACGGUGGUGUGGAAGAUGUUCGAGGACGUGAUUACUGCGCCUGCAUCAGCGGAUGGGAAGAUCAAGGCCAAGAAGCUCGCCACCCAGACCGUGCCCAAGGAGGGUAAGCUCUGCGAUCUUUGGUCGGCUUUCAAAGAGCAUACCAAGCGCAUGAUCAUGCCGGUUUACCCGCAGACAACGCUCAUGGUGGCCAUCGUACACUUCAACCCGCAGACGCACGUGGGGGGUGGCAGUGUGCACGUGGCGGAAACAUGAUCUUUGCAUCUGAAGACGUGGCGCAUGACUGAGAUUUCCACCUGCACGGCUUGGCCAGGAUGGCGGGCUACUACCUGCGUGGAGAUGGGAGCGAAGCAACAGCUGCCGCCCGGAAAGAAGGCCGGACGCCCCGGAUUCACAUGUUCACGGAUGGAUGCGGGAAGCAGUACAAGGGAAGGCGGAAUUUCCGCUUCUUGGCCGACAGCGUGCGGCAAAUCGGCUUCUUCAUCGACCACCACUUCGCGGCCACAUCUCACUUCAAAGGUUGCCAUGAUGGGAUUGGCGGAGUGGCAAAGAACGCCAUGAAGAGGAGGGAGAGAUUUGGUGAGCGAAUCAUGGGGGCGGACGGGGUGGUCAGCUUUUUGCGAAGCUUCUUUCGGGAGAAGGCAGGCAGCGAGGGGGAGGAGGGUAUGCGGAAGUAUUUCGCGAAGUGGUCUCCGUACUGCAUGCGGAGGGUGCACGUCGAGUUGAUCGGCAAGAAGGAGAUAUAUCGACCAAAUUCGGUCCUGGUAGGCAUAGAGGGUACACGAGACAUGUACCACUUCGCGGGAGUAAACACUCCCAGUGGGAUGGGUCCACCACGACCGAGGGGCGCGAAGAUGACUGCAAGCUGGUACGAAAGAGCGAGGGGCGGGGUAGCUUGUCGAGUCAAGUGAAGAGCAGGUUGCGGGAAGUCAAGGUGUUGGGAGCAGUAGCGAGCAGAUGGAAGGGUAAGGGGGCUGGGCUGCAGGAUCCGGUGUCGGGGGAGGAAGACGUGACUUGCAGAAAGGUGAAACGGACGUACAGGCUCAGGACUCGGCUGGCGUCGUGCUUCUGCUCGGCGUGCCAGCGUUGCGAGUAUGAGCAGUGCUACGUCAGCAAGACGUACCCACGUCUCGUUCCCGCAUUGCACGAGGGCGAAGUGAAGGAAAUGGUGAUCAUGGACACUGGAGUAGCGCCCGUAGACAAAGAUAACUCCCGGGGGAUCCAGUUCGGGAGUAGGAGGAAGGAAUGCAUGGUGAAAAGAAUGACUGGGACACAAUGGCCAGAAUGCGAAUCUGCUGCUGCGUCAAAGAUUUGGAAGAGCUUGGUAGGAAGGACGAGCCCAAUAUUUUUGCCCGUUUUGGGCGGUGGGCUGGUUUUUAAGUGAUGUGCUUCUUGCAUUUGCUUGUGGAGCAGUAGGUGGGGUUCAAAGCCCGUUUGAGGUACAACUUGGGGGU